Urocitellus parryii (Arctic ground squirrel) is the source of this 1017-nucleotide messenger RNA. RefSeq names its product prostate transmembrane protein, androgen induced 1 (gene Pmepa1). Gene Ontology annotation, cellular component: Golgi membrane; early endosome membrane. Gene Ontology annotation, biological process: negative regulation of transforming growth factor beta receptor signaling pathway. Gene Ontology annotation, molecular function: R-SMAD binding. The record is from RefSeq and is a predicted model, not a curated record. NCBI's taxonomy places the organism in Eukaryota, Metazoa, Chordata, Mammalia, Rodentia, Sciuridae.
CGCCCCGCGCCGCGCCGCCGCGCCGUCCAUGCACCGCUUGAUGGGGGUCAACAGCACCGCCACCGCCGCCGCCGGGCAGCCCAAUGUCUCCUGCACGUGCAACUGCAAACGCUCUUUGUUCCAGAGCAUGGAGAUCACGGAGCUGGAGUUCGUCCAGAUCCUCAUCAUCGUGGUGGUGAUGAUGGUGAUGGUGGUGGUGAUCACCUGUCUGCUGAGCCACUACAGACUGUCCGCGCGCUCCUUCAUCAGCCGGCACAGCCAGGGCAGGCGGAGAGAGGACGGGCUCUCGGAAGGAUGCCUCUGGCCCUCGGAGAGCACCGUGUCCAGCGGUGGAAUCCCAGAGCCGCAGGUCUACGCCCCUCCUCGGCCCUCGGACCGCCUGCCUGUGCCGCCCUUCGCCCAGCGGGACCGCUUCCACCGCUUCCAGCCCACCUACCCCUACCUGCAGCACGAGAUCGACCUGCCCCCCACCAUCUCGCUGUCUGACGGGGAGGAGCCCCCGCCCUACCAGGGCCCCUGCACCCUCCAGCUGCGGGACCCCGAGCAGCAGCUGGAGCUCAACCGAGAGUCAGUGCGCGCGCCCCCCAACAGAACCAUCUUCGACAGUGACCUGAUGGACAGCGCCAUGCUGGGCGGCCCCUGUCCCCCUAGCAGUAACUCGGGCAUCAGCGCCACGUGCUACGGCAGCGGCGGGCGCAUGGAGGGGCCGCCCCCGACCUACAGCGAGGUCAUCGGUCACUACCCGGGGUCCUCCUACCAGCACCAGCAGAGCACCGGGCCGACCUCCCUGCUGGAGGGGACCCGGCUCCAGCACCCGCACCUCGCCCCGCUGGAGAGCAAAGAGGAUAAACAGAAAGGACACCCCCUCUAGGAGCCGGGGGCCAGGCCGGGGCAGCGUGGCUUAAGGCAAAACACUCGGCACUUCCUAAAGGAGAAGAGAGGAGGGCAGGGUGACACACCCCCUCCGUGUAUAAAUAUUUACAUGUUAUGUCUGGUCUGAAUGCACAAGCUCAGAAA